This is a messenger RNA of Aedes albopictus (Asian tiger mosquito), 1956 nucleotides long. RefSeq names its product nuclear receptor subfamily 2 group E member 1 (gene Hr83). Bases 816 to 1838 code for a protein of 340 amino acids. The record is from RefSeq and is a predicted model, not a curated record. Gene Ontology annotation, molecular function: zinc ion binding; nuclear receptor activity; RNA polymerase II cis-regulatory region sequence-specific DNA binding. Gene Ontology annotation, biological process: regulation of transcription by RNA polymerase II; cell differentiation; anatomical structure development. NCBI's taxonomy places the organism in Eukaryota, Metazoa, Arthropoda, Insecta, Diptera, Culicidae. The transcript is spliced from 5 exons.
UGUUCUUCUGGUUCGUCCCUUUUUUAUCUAGUACGAUUCUUUGAAGCUUCGUCGUCGUUCAUCACUCGAGAAUUAUUCCUACUAAUAAAUCGCAACCCUACAAUUAAUGGAGCAACAAACCGUACAAAGCUAUAAUAUUUACGAAAACCAAACCCCUCACAAUCAACAAUAAUCCGUCGGACAAAGUCCUGUCAACCGUGCUGAAGGAGUUGUUGUCAAUUAUGUUUAACAUACGACAAGCAUCCUCGGCGAUCAGUGAUUGCCGGGCAUUAGACACGGGUUGGUGAACAUCGUCUUUUGUGUGUUAACUACAUAUCACCGGUCAUCCUGAGUUGACACACGGACGUCGUCGGCCGAGGGCAACAAAAUGACUUGGUCAUUUUCCGUAUUAUUUGCCUAGGCGCUUCCCCCUGUCUGGUGCCACCCACCGCACCAACUAUCGCCGGACUCCACCAAGGACUAGAAUGGUUUCUUCCUUCCCAACCAACCACCCGCAGGCAGUAAUGAAUCGUGUGGAUGGGCAGCAAACAUGUCAGGCAUGGUGCAAAGAUUUUCAGAUUUUCCUUCCUUGAUAAGACGAAACGAAUGUCGCCACGGUUCGAAAUAAAUAAGUCAUGUUAACACGUACCUAGGUACCUAGAGCCUGGACAAAGAUGGGGAGCGGGAGGAUACCGGAACAGAUUGGCAGUUUAGUGGGCACUUGAAAGUUCCGCCGAUAAAUCUAUAUAAAUGACGGUCAAACGGUCAGGAAGCGGCAGAACUAACUUGGUCAGGAAGGUGAUUUCAUAUUUGAAGGUUUAGUGUAACCGGGUAACAUGGCAUCAGCCAUGCUUUGUAAGGUUUGUGGAGAUCGAAGUUCCGGAAAACACUACGGAUCCAUCUGCUGUGAUGGAUGUUCUUGCUUUUUCAAACGAAGCAUCCGGAAGCGAGCAUUCUACACCUGCAUCUCUGGACAAGGAGGCUGUUCAGUGGAUAAGGCCCGAAGGAAUUGGUGCCCGUUUUGUAGACUACAGAAGUGCUUUCUAGUGGGAAUGAAUGCAGCGGCCGUGCAGGAAGAACGUGGACCACGGAAAAGUCGGAAGCUACAUCCGCGGAUGAUGCUGAAAAGGCCUGUGUUGUUGAAGUUGUCAACGGAGCUGUCCAAUAAAGAUACCCUCCCAACGCAAAUCUUGGUCCAGGUGCUCGCAGCAUGCAUCCGCCAGGCUCGGGCAAACGAAAGCUUCGCCACCUUUAGCCGUGAGCAACAAAAUCAAAUUCUUCAACACGUUUGGUUCGAGUGCUUCAUCCUGAGAGUUGCCAACUGGUCCAUCGAUAUAUCCUCCAUCGUUGAGAGAUGUGCCGAUGAACAACUUCGAACUAUUGUGCGGCAAACAAAGGCACUUCAAGUGGACUUAAUCGAACUUUCUCUGCUGGAAACAAUGAUACUUUGUCGGAAAGAAUACGGCUUGAGUGCCAAAGAAGUUCAACAACUGGAAAGCACAUCCGAGACGGCACUGAUCGCCUUAGGCCACUACAGCAUGCAACAGAUGAGCAUCGUCGGUACUCCAGCUUCUCCAUCGCCAAUAUUGGGUUAUCCGACCGGCAGAGCAGUCGCCACCCUUCGACCGCUGUCCCCAUCCCCAUCGUUGACGACGUCCAGCAUCGGCAGUAGUGGGACCAGUUGCACUGCGCUUUCAUCGUCGUCCUCAUCGUUGUUACCCUUUUCGUGCUACCGUCUGGGCAGACUGCUGCUGGGAUUAAGAGGUUUAUCUAUGCACUGCUAUGAGUCUUCGGUACGUGCCAUGUUUCAUGAGGUCACCGGCGACGGUCUAAUGGAGCACUUUAUAAUCAAAUUAUAGGCGGAAUGUCGGGAUACACAUAGUGUCGUGCUCCGAACUGAGCGUUAAAGCGUGGUGGGUUAGAUUUGCCACCUGAUGUGCCUUAAAUCCCGCAAGAAGAAAACGAUUAUCGAACCAA